CAAAGUGGUAAGCUUGAAAAUUCUCCAUAUGUGUUUUGAUCUAAAAUAACAUAAGAUUUAAAACUUGUUCCCAAGUAAAUAGUGAAUACACAGAAAUUUUAGAGUCUAUUACGAACAUUCAAACAAUUAUACUCACCUCUUUUAACAAAAUACAUGCGUUUUCUUUUUAUGUGGUUGUCCUAGCUAGUAAUAAUGCAUCUCCAACUGCACUCCAAAUUUUACUCCAAAAUUGAAAAAAUGAGGUGAAAAAUGGAGUAUUGAAUAAAAAAUAAAAGGAUUACUCCAUUUAUAGUAAUUUAAAUACACCCGGAAGAAAUAAUAUUCCAGAUUUCCAAAAACUAAAAAUAUUAUAAUAUGUAGAUAUUACUUUAAGAAUACAAUUCUUACUUUAAGAACUACCUAUAUAAGUGUCCAUGUUCUAACAUUAGUCUUGAGCAUCGAGCCAUACAGUUUUGUGAGGUCCUCUACCCUUCGAUCAAUCCAUCUUAAAUUACACGUUUCUCCCUUGUUUUCUUGAGAAGAAAGCUACCCCUUUUCUAAGCAUACGCUUUAAAAGCUCUCAAGGUUUCAGUGAUGGUGAAUCGUGGUAAUUCAGUCACACUUUUGUCUGGUUUUCUUAUAAUUCUUCUGGUGAUACAACUACACUUUGAUCCCACGACGGCAGCUCGACAUGCACCUGUUAUUUCCUGGUCACCACCUGAGCCGCCUAAAGAUGAUUUUGUGUGGUACCACAAGAUCAACCGCUUCAAGAACAUAGAACAAGAUGCGUUCAGGCCAACUCACCAAGGUCCUAGUCAAGGUAUUGGACACAAGAGCCCUCCUGGUGUGUCUUAAAAUACACAUUUGGUUCUGAAGAGAGUUCGUGUUUGUUUUUGAUAUUUUGUGUGCCGUUUUACGUUGGGUAAAAGAAAAGAAGAAGAAAAAAGAGAGAAGAAGUUGCAUACCAGUUUCUUGUGGGGAGUAUAGGAGUGAAUCGAACAAGAAAAUGACUUCAGAGUGUUUUUUUUUUAAUAAGUGAUACUUUGUCCUUUACGAAAAGGCCAUGAAGAUAUCUCUUGGUUGCUUAUAGUAUAUUUUGGGUGUUUUUGUUCUAUGAAGAGACUUGAGAUUUCCUCUCUUUUUUAGUAAAUGUAUAUUUUCUCAGUUUAAAAUAAAAUUAAUGGGGGUAUUCCAAGUUAAUCAAAAGCAAAUUUAAUGAUUGUUGGCAUAAUUUUAUCAUCUAUCAAACAGUUAGAUAUUUGUUUUAACUAAAUUUUAUAGUUACAGAUAUGAACAUGAAAUUUUAAAUAUUUUUGAUCAUAUAUAGUAAUUAUUGUGAACAAACGCAAAUCAAACUCUAAGAAAAUAAUAAUGUUUAGAGCAAAAAUACUAACGAGGCAGAUACAUGAUUUAGAGUUUUUAUUGAUCAUGUGAAUUAAUAAUUUAUUAAUUUAUAAUAAUCUAGACCCAUAUUUAUACAUCCUCAAAAUUUGAUAUUUUUUCUUUAAAAAAAAUUCAUUAUCAAAUAAAUGCAGUUUCCCUAAUUCUAAGAAAAUAUACCUUACCGCAAAAUGUUUUUUUGCUUGUGUAUCUAUAUUAUUAAAAUUGAAAUACAAAUAUAAACUGACCUUUUAAAUAAUAUUUUAUUUACAUACUAAUGCUACUGAAAAUUAUCAUAUCUUAAAUUUUGGCAUUUAUUAUUUUUUCUCAAUUAAAAAACAUUGCUAAAUUGAUUUCUAAACUAAUUAAUGUUGAAACUUUCCAAAUGUUUCUCAAUUUAAAUGAAAUUUUCGAAAAUUGAUAUUUUUAUUGUUGUAUAUAAGAAAUAUUCUGUGAAAAAGGUAACACUCAAAACCUAAAAUACACAAAUUAGUAUAUGCUAAAUUUAAAAUAACAAAAUAAUUUAAAAUUUGAUCUAGAUCAAAACCUCAACUCCAUUAAUAACAGACCUUCUCCAGAAUUACAAUAAUCUAAACCAUAUAUUAAAUAAAAUUUUUUUUGGAAUUAAUAAAUUUAUUUUCGGAAAUUUUCCAUAUUCGAUUAAUUUGGAAAAACAUUGUGAUAAAUAUCAUUUAUAUUUUUUCAUUAGCUACAUUUUCCACAUUAAGCAAAUGAAUAAUAUUAUUUAUGGUAUUUUAGUCCACUCCUCAUUAUUUAUUACUAAUAAAUAAAACUGUAAAGCCUCAUGUAAAUAAUCAAUUUUGUAAUAUAUAUAUAAUACAAAAUGCUGUUUAAAAAUGUUAUCUCAUAUAUAUUUUAUAUAAAUAUUAGUCCAAUGCAAAUCAAUAAGACAAAUCUAUAAUAAUAAACAACUAAUACAAUUGACGGUUAGAUAUAAUAAAUAAAAUUACUGCAUAUAAACACCAAAUUUUCUUUUUGAAUAGAUGUUAUAUUACCUAUAAAUUUAAUACGUACGGGUAAUAUAGAUUACCAUAAUUAUAUUAAAAUAUUGAUUUAUAUAAUUGUAAAACAAACAUCCACACAGGUUAAUUUUAGUUGAGAUUUAAAAUCACUGCAAAAUUAAAUUGCUAAACUGUAUUUGUCCCAAAUUAUUGAUGUUACGUACAAAGAUGCUUUUUUUAUUAACCUACAAAGAUGCUUUCACGGAUAAAUUAAUCAGUUUAUAAUCUAUUUUCCUAAACUAUGACCUCAUUCUAUAUAUUUUGAAAAUAUAGUUUAAGAUCUAUUUUCCCACGAAUUAAAAGUUUAACACUCAUUUUUCCAUAAAAUUAAUGUUCGAAAUCUGAAAACCCAUAGAUCACAAUUAACAUAGGUUUACUGAUUAGAAAUCAAACCGACACAAUGUAAAGUUGAAACUAAACUGAAUCAAAACCCAAUUAAAAUCAAAAUACAUUUAACAAGACCAGAAUCGUCGGUUUAAUAUCCAGACCAAAUUAUAUUCCU
Messenger RNA from Brassica napus (rape), 2883 nucleotides. RefSeq names its product precursor of CEP4-like. Lineage: Eukaryota; Viridiplantae; Streptophyta; Magnoliopsida; Brassicales; Brassicaceae. The transcript has a single exon. The record is from RefSeq and is a predicted model, not a curated record. Bases 574 to 834 code for a protein of 86 amino acids.